Rubroshorea leprosula is the source of this 1857-nucleotide messenger RNA. The record is from the annotation of a GenBank genome assembly. Lineage: Eukaryota; Viridiplantae; Streptophyta; Magnoliopsida; Malvales; Dipterocarpaceae.
AAUACAGAAAACCAAAACCCUAGGGUUUUGGACACUCUUCAUCGUCUCUUCUGCUCCUUCCAUGCAUCUUUUCUAUCACAAAUUUGAUCAUUUCAUAAAAAUUUCUACCUUGAAGAAGAAGGCAGAGAGCGAAAACAGCUAGGUAUUGAGCUAGAAUGGAUGCUAGGUUGGCUAAUACCUGGCGGCUGACUGUAAAUGAGAAGAAUUUUAUCAAAACUGCAUUGCAAUCUGAAAUCAGAAUUGAUGGUCGAAAACCAUAUGAGUACCGGAAAAUCACCAUCGUGUUUGGCAGGGAUGAUGGGUCAUCAGAGGUGCAGGUAGGUCAGACUCGUGUUAUGGGUAUUGUGACUGCCCAAUUGGUUCAACCAUAUCGAGAUCGGCCUAAUGAAGGGACACUUUCAAUUUUCACAGAAUUUUCACCAAUGGCUGAUCCUUCAUUUGAGCCAGGCCGUCCAGGAGAAUCUGCUGUCGAGUUGGGACGAAUAGUUGAUCGUGGCCUAAGGGAAAGCAGGGCUGUUGAUACUGAAUCACUUUGUGUUCUAGCUGGGAAGUUAGUGUGGGCCAUCCGUAUUGAUCUCCACAUACUAGAUAAUGGGGGAAACCUUGUUGAUGCUGCAAAUAUUGCUGCUUUGGCUGCUUUAUUGACCUUUCGAAGACCUGAGUGCUCACUGGGAGGAGAAGAUGGUCAACAAGUUAUAGUUCAUCCACCAGAGGUGAGGGAGCCACUUCCUUUGACCUUACAUCAUCUUCCUAUUGCAGUUACCUUUGGAUUUUUCAAUGAUGAGAGCAUUUUGGUCAUAGAUCCAACGCACAAUGAGGAGACUGUUAUGGCUGGAAGAAUGACUGCUACAGUUAAUGCAAAUGGUGAUAUUUGUGCAAUUCAAAAAGCUGGAGGUGAAGGUGUCACCCAGAGAGUCAUCAUGCAAUGUUUGCAACUUGCUAUUGCAAAGGCUGCUGGUAUAACAAAGCAAAUAAAAGAAGCAGUUGAGACGUACAAAACAGAGAGAUCUCUACAAAAUAUCAAACACCACCCUACUUCUGUUGGCACCAUUGUGCAAGAGAGCCAGAACCAAAACAGCAGUAAGGGUGGAGGUAUUGAGUCACCAGGAAACCAUUUGGAGAGAUUAAAGCUGUCAUCGGGUGAAACCUGCACAAGUCAAUUAUAUGAACAAAGGAAAACUACUAGGACAGAUGGCAAUGCAAAGAAUUUCAUCAGGGGGCCUGCUAGUUGGGAUCCUUACUCAAAAGGUGUUGAUCCAGAAUUACUGAAGACUUCACUAGCUUCACGAGGAAUGUCUACACCCAAUAAGAAACAAGACUGGGAAAAUGAGAAAAAGCCUGAUGAAGCUGAGCUAGAGGGGCCUCCAAAUGAUGCUAAUCUAGGCUCUUCAGCUAUUCAUGAAUCUGUAACUGAAAUGCAAACAAAUAAGGAGAAGACAUUGGUAGAUGCUGUGAAGCCCAAGAGCAAGAGAAAAAAGAAGGCAUCCUCCAAAACUGGUGCAACUUAGACAUUGGUUGCAGUUAUUAGUCCGUGGAUUUUUGGGGUAGGCAAUGAAACACGUGGUGUAGCUAUUAAGCUUUAGUUUAACAUUGGACUUUGGUAUGGAUACUUAGAAGAGCACUUACAUCACACAAUUCACAGCUCAAAAGGGCCUGUUACUUGGAUCAAGGCAUUGAGUUAUGACUUUUGCCCUGCCAUCUCCAGGGUGUUUUCUUCAGGCAUUAGAUUUAUGUCAAACUUUCUCACUGCUUCCCCCCACCCCCAUGUAAUUGCCAGAAAACUAUUAUUAUAGUUUUAUACAUUGAUACUCUUGCUUGUUUUGUACUUGUGUGAUCAAAUAUAUUUGUCAGUGAUAG